Messenger RNA from Halteromyces radiatus, 623 nucleotides. RefSeq lists its product as uncharacterized. NCBI's taxonomy places the organism in Eukaryota, Fungi, Mucoromycota, Mucoromycetes, Mucorales, Cunninghamellaceae. The record is from RefSeq and is a predicted model, not a curated record. Gene Ontology annotation, biological process: regulation of transcription by RNA polymerase II. Gene Ontology annotation, molecular function: RNA polymerase II transcription regulatory region sequence-specific DNA binding; DNA-binding transcription activator activity, RNA polymerase II-specific. The transcript has 2 exons. The coding region runs from base 18 to 530 and encodes 170 amino acids. Gene Ontology annotation, cellular component: nucleus.
CAAGUUUGAUCUAUCCAAUGUCUUAUAUUGCAUCAUUGAAUCUCCUUGGAGAAGAAACGUCGAUUCCUCUAUCAGAAGAAGAUGUCACUAACGAACUUGCAAUGUGGGCCAAUGCUGAAUUCAAGUUUGAUUCUACACCAGGCUCAGCUCUUUUGGAUCUUAAACCUACACAUACAAAUGAUUCUUGUCUUUAUAAUACUGUUUUCAAUGACAUACAUCCUUUUGAUCAACAACAUUUAGUGACGAAUUUAAUUGAUAAUAAACAACAAUCAUCUGGAUUACUGGAUGAAGCAAAACGUAAAUCAAGUGUGGAUGAAGACAAGCGUCGACGCAACACAGCCGCAUCAGCAAGAUUCCGAAUGAAGAAAAAGUUACGUGAACAGGCAUUACAACAAACUGUCAAGGAUAUGACGGCCAAGGCAGAUAUGCUUGAAGAACGGUGUAAGACUCUGGAAAUGGAAGCAAAAUGGUUACGUGCUCUCUUGGUUGAGAAAAACCCAGCUUUACUCCCAUCGUUAUCUACCUCAUGAUGAUUUAUUUAUAUUCUUCGUAUGAUAGUCAAUAUAUAUAUAUAUAUAUGUAUGAUUUUCUUUUUUGUACAUUUUUAUUUUGUGAAAUAAAGC